This is a messenger RNA of Elaeis guineensis (African oil palm), 935 nucleotides long. RefSeq lists its product as uncharacterized. The record is from RefSeq and is a predicted model, not a curated record. Lineage: Eukaryota; Viridiplantae; Streptophyta; Magnoliopsida; Arecales; Arecaceae.
UAACAGCUUCCCCCAACUCCACUGGACCCUCUUUAUGGCUAAAGAAAGCAUAAAAAGGCAUGGGAAUUCCCAUGAAAAAGGGGUUAACCCUCCCCACCACCACCACCACCACCCAUCAACUCAACCAACCCUGCCUCAUCUCCCACUGUGAAAGAUGGCUUCCUCCACCAAGUUCUCUUACCAAAGACUAAGAAAACUCCCCCCAGGGCUGGAAGAAGAUGAAACAGAAGAAGGGGUGCUGGCGGUGAGGAGGAGGGGGAGGAGGAGCUGGCUGAGGCUCGACAGCGGGGCAAGGCGGUGGCGGAGGCCGAGGGUCCGAGUGGCGGGGCUGAGGAGGCUGUUAAGGAGGAAAGCCAAGGUGGUGGGGGCUGCAGUGAGGAAGGUGCUGAAAAGAUUGAAGGAAGGGAGGCCUUACGUGGGGGAGCUGUUUGCAGGGAACUAUAUGUUCAUGCAAGUGAGCCCUUCACCAACUAUCGCCUAUUUGGAGAAGCCUUACUUGGCUGGCCACCACCACCAUGCCAUCAUCCCACCACACUCCACCAGAUUGAGUAUUCCAAGGGCUGUUUCCUAAUUUUCAUGUAAUCUCUUACUUUGGGUAUUAGAACCUUCUUCUUGUUCUUGUUGUUCUUCUUCCUUUGAUCUGGUGCCUGGCACCAGAUCUUGCACUAGGGAAAGCAGAGAAGGAAAAGCAGCAGCAGCAGCAGCAGCAGAAGAAAAGAGGGAGGAUUAUUGAUGUGCAAUAUGUGGGCUUUACUCAUCUGUAUUUCUAUUAUGAGAUGACUUCAUAGUUAAUUCUCUUUACUCCAUGUUCAAAGCUCUUCCUUUCAAUGUGUUUUUGUCCGUUUCUUGUGUGUCUUGAUAGUAUGUUCCUCUAAUUAUUGUUCGAAGGAGAAACAUAAAAGCUUAACUAUUGUAUUUUCCGCCCCCUUGUUCUA